Molecule: messenger RNA, 1779 nt
Organism: Oppiella nova
Lineage: Eukaryota; Metazoa; Arthropoda; Arachnida; Sarcoptiformes; Oppiidae
Source: the annotation of a GenBank genome assembly
CAAGUGUUGGAACUGUUGGUGCAAUUGAGUGAUGAGUUAGCCAAGUCAUCGAGUUCUCGGUUCACCGACAGUAAGAAAUACGAACCGGAAUUCGAGAAGUGUUUCCAAAUCAUUGAGAGAAGAAGUGGAGAGAUAUGUAAUGCAUGUGUUCUUCUGGUAAAGCGCUGGAAGAAGUUGCCAUCGAAUACGACCCGCAAUUGGCAUCACGUGGUGGACGCCAGGGCUGGACCCGGAACUAAGUCCAUUAAAUCAAAACUCAGUUGCAUUAGUGAUAAUGGCAUCCCAAGUACAACCACAUCAUUGGAUCAGAUGAGUCACGGCUCAAACUCUCGCAAACCUCAUGUCAACUCUCAUCGGAAGCCAAAGAUUGUCGACAAUUAUAAUACGAAAGGCACUGGACGUCUAAAUGUAGUAACAAAUCAAAUCCCGAGUCCCGACGCCUCGGAUAUGUCUGAUUUGGACGAUGACAUUGACGAAGACAUGGAUGACUUGGAGGAGGAAAUAGAAGUGCAAAAGAUUACGAAGAAGGAAGUGAGUGGUUGUGGCAAACAAUCCAAAGCCGCAGACAAACGCAACAGUGAUUGCGAGUCCCCCACAAACAAUGCCAUCACUUCCUUCUUAGACAUGUCUUUCUGGAAAAAAGAGAAGAUCUGUUGCGGCAUUAUAUUCAAAGGGCCCGACAAUGAGGUCCUAAUCUACCCGAAACUUCUUGAGCCGUGUUGUUGUCGUCGUCAGAGAUCACAUGUAAUAAAACCCAAAUUGUCAACCAUUGUGAACAGUGGUAGCAGUGAUAGCGGUUCUGUGGGCUCUUCAUCGGUUACUGAAGAGGAUGCCAACAGUAACGCCAGUUCUGGCAAUAUAUCACUCAUUUAACAUAUAUUAAGCAUAGGAUUCAAUACUAUUUCACAUUAAUAUGGGUUUUAUUUAUUAAAGAGAUUAGAAUUAUGUUAAUUAAUAAAUGAAUUGAUUUGUAGCCACACUGUCCUCAUGUCAAGUCUUCAGAGAGUUUGGUUUGGGUUUAUCAUAGACUUGUCUAGACUUGCAAUGUAUGCUAUGAAUCGUUAUAUAAUACCGAAACACUCAUUGUGUUCAUCAAUUAGAUGUCAUACUAUGAUGUGGACCUCAAUGUCUUAUCAAUUGAUAGAUUUUGUCUCAACUCAAACCACACAUUCACUAAACCAUUAGAAACACUGCCAUUAAAGCAAUUUUGUAAAUAUUAGUUAAAAGCGAGUUCACUGUCAUAUACUUCGGCCUUAAGUUUCUUAUUUAUUGUUAUUUUGGCGACAAUAUAAUUAUUGAAUUAUUUGUUUGCUAUGUCUCUGAGGUAUAGACUCUGAACUCGGUUUAAAUUAUAUAAACAAAUACAGUAUAACUAUUAUAUGAAUACAUGUUAUGAAAUAAGUUAAUUAUUAUAAGAUAUUAUAUAAUACAAUCUAUUAUACAAUUAUAACUCUAUACAGACUAUUAAUAUAAAUGAGAAACAAUGACUUGAAUGUAAAUGACAUGAAGUCAGACUCAUAUCCCGGUGUAUCGACUGAUUGACUGAUUGACUGAAUGAGCUCUAAGUCCAUGAAAGACUGUGUUCUGUGCGUCCAUUGAGUGGCCACUGGAGUCACUGAAUGGUCGCCCGGAUCUCGAAUGUGAUGGAAAUUGUGAAAUGUGUUAAUCAUUAUUACAUAGAUUUUGUUUUAUUUAUUUUAGAAGUUAUAUCAAUAUUUACACGAAUAUUCAUAUUUAGAUAAUUAGACAAUUUGUGCGCAACUGAUCUCUUGACCACUA